AAACAUGAAUCCAAGAACCAUCUUGCUCCUUUCUUUCAUUGUCUUCUCCUUCCUCUUCUCAUGGUGUGAAGGAGGAAGAAAAGGGUAUGAUAAAGGGAUAAAAGGGAUGUUUGUUUUUGGGAGUUCUCUAGUUGACAAUGGAAACAAUAACGUGUUAGAGAACUCGAGAGCUAAGGCUAAUUAUCUUCCUUAUGGAAUGGAUUUUCCUCUCGGUCCCUCGGGUAGGUUUACGAAUGGGAAGAAUGUGAUCGACUUUCUCGGAGAUUAUCUCGGCCUUCCUUCUUCCAUCCCAACUUUUUCCGACCCUUCGACAAAGGGGAUGAAGAUCGUUCAUGGCGUCAACUAUGCUUCUGGUGGUUCUGGUAUUCUUGACAAUACUGGCAUCAUCUCGGGAAAUGUUACAACUUUAAAUAGACAAAUCAAAAACUUUGAGGAGGGGACAUUACCAGAAUUGAGAGGUUUGAUCGGAAGGAGAAAGUCAUCGUUAGACAAUUAUUUGUUCGUGGUAGGCUCGGGAGGGAAUGAUUACUCGUUCAACUACUUUCUCACCAACUCCGAUGCUCAAGUCAGCCUUCCGGUCUUCACGGCCAAUCUUACCGCCACCUUAUCGGGCCAACUCAAGAAAUUGUAUAGUUUGGGAGCAAGGAAAAUGGUGGUGAUUUCAGUGAACCCAUUAGGGUGCAGUCCAAUGGUGAGAGCAAAUAACAAAGGCCAAUGCAUUGAGACACUAAACCAAGCAGCUCAAUUGUUCAAUCUCAACUUGAAGACAUUAGUGGAUGUUCUAAAGCUACAAAUGCCACGCUCCAACCUUGUCUUCCUUAAUUCAUAUCAAAUCAUUAAUGACAUCAUCUCACAACCUGCCUCGAAAGGUUUUAUAGAGGCAGCCAUGCCUUGUUGUGAGGUGCCAUCUCUGAGUGAAGGUGGAAAUGGAGUUUUGUGCAAAAAAGGAGGAAGAACUUGCCCAAACAGAACCAACCAUGUGUUUUUUGAUGCGUUACAUCCAACAGAAGCUGUCAAUGAGCUCAUAGCAUCCAAAGCUUAUGGUUCUCAACUUCAAACUGAAGUUUAUCCCACUAAUGUUCUUCAUCUAGCCAAUAUAUAGAUCUUUAUCUCAUCACUUUAUGUAUCUUUUCAACCAAAAAUUGAAACAUCGA
Cucurbita moschata (crookneck pumpkin) is the source of this 1154-nucleotide messenger RNA. RefSeq names its product GDSL esterase/lipase At4g16230-like. Lineage: Eukaryota; Viridiplantae; Streptophyta; Magnoliopsida; Cucurbitales; Cucurbitaceae. The transcript has 4 exons. Gene Ontology annotation, molecular function: hydrolase activity, acting on ester bonds. The record is from RefSeq and is a predicted model, not a curated record. The coding region runs from base 5 to 1102 and encodes 365 amino acids.